GUCUGGAAGGUUAUAGGGUUUCCUGCCUGAGCAGGUGGUUGGACUAGAAGACCUCCAAGGUCCCUUCCAACUAUGUUAUUUUGUUAUUCUGAUUAGAAAUGGGAAACCACACCAGUUACAAAGAAUUCAUCCUCGUGGGCUUCCUGAUUGGGCAAAAAGCAGAGAUAUUCUUGGCCACAAUAGUGAUGGUGGUGUAUGCGUCAACAAUAUUUGGUAACUUGACUAUUUUGUUCAUCACCAUUACCAACAGUUGUCUCUAUACACCAAUGUAUUUCUUCCUUGGCAAUCUUUCUGUCCUAGACCUUUUUUUUUCAACAGUGACUACUCCCAGUUUGUUGAGGAAUCUCCUCUCUGGAAACAAGACCAUCUCCUUUGCUAGCUGCAUGGCCCAAUCCUAUUUCUACUUCUUCCUGGGCACAGUGGAAUACUUCCUCUUGACAUGUAUGUCUUAUGACCGCUAUGUAGCCAUUUGUAACCCCUUACAUUAUCCGGUGAUCAUGAAUGACUGUUUUUGCAUUCAAAUGGUAGUGGCUUGUUGGUUGGCUGGGUUUGCCUUUGUCCUCUAUCCAACCAUCAUGGUCACCAGGUUUUCCUAUUGCCACUCCAAUGUCAUUGAUCACUUCUUCUGUGACAGUGAACCACUACUGAAGUUAUCUUGUAUGGAUACCAGUGCGAUACAAAUAAUCCUAUUUGUGUUAUCAUCAAUUGUCAUUGUUUGUUCUUUGAACCUGACCUUAGUCUCUUAUAUUUACAUUGUCUCUGCUAUUUUGGUUAUCCCCACUGGCUCUGGGAGGAAGAAGGCCUUCAACACAUGUGUAUCUCAUCUCACAUUGUUCUUGAUGGCUUCUAGUGUCUCCAUCUUACUGUAUGUGAUCCCAUCUAAGCAAUCAACUUUGGGGGCUCGCAAAAUCCCGGCUUUACUCAGCAGCAUAGUAAACCCAUUCCUGAGUCCUUUUGUGUACACCCUGAGGAAUGACCUGGUGAAGACAAUUCUGCAAAAGCUCUUUGAACAGGCUCAAACCUUCACGGUUCAGAAGGUACAGAAAUUCUUCAUAGUUUUGGUCAGGUUUGUAGGGAAAGCCAGAAUUUAAAACAGUGGUAUCCCACUCUUUUUUUUUUGUCAAGAUAAUGAUUUAACAGCUAACCAGCUUAUGUAAUGUAAGAUGUAAAGAUGGGAAUGACUCAGCAGGGUCUGUGUCUCUUUAAGAACCAGCAGGGUCUGUGUCUCUUUAAGAGCCUUUGUAUAAAGGGAAGUCUCCGUUGAUGUGUUCUCUCUCUUCCGUUUCCUGCUGUAACUGUGGUGUGUUGGAUCCUGCUGUAUUGGCAGGUAUAUGUAUAUUAUUCCUGGUGUAUGAUAUUGUAGAUAGUGUAAGAUAAACCACCUUUAAUAUAGACCACUGUUUACUGUGUUUACUCCUGGGUUAUCUCAUGCAAUAAGACUGUGCAUGCUCUAACAUUUUUUCCCAGUCUGAAUGUGGAAACUAUGUUCCAGAGCAUUCCAAGAAAGGAGCCUGGGAAGGAAA
Molecule: messenger RNA, 1523 nt
Organism: Crotalus tigris (Tiger rattlesnake)
Lineage: Eukaryota; Metazoa; Chordata; Lepidosauria; Squamata; Viperidae
Product: olfactory receptor 6J1-like
Exons: 1
Coding region: 99-1091 (330 amino acids)
Biological process (GO): G protein-coupled receptor signaling pathway
Cellular component (GO): membrane
Molecular function (GO): G protein-coupled receptor activity; olfactory receptor activity
Source: RefSeq, a predicted model, not a curated record